UUCUGCUUGUGCUUUUGCAUCAGGUUCAGGCUGAGCAUAAAGGAGGCCCCUGUUGUCUGGAGGAGGCAGUCUCUGGGACCAUGCAAACCCAGAGGGACAACCCUUCCCUGCGAUGGCCGCUAUUGCUGCUGCUGCUGGGCUUGGUGUUGCCUUUAGCCACCUCUAAGACCUUUAGCUCCAGGGAGGUUCUGCUCCGUGCCGUGGAUGACUACAACCAGCAGUCCUUGGACACCAAUCUCUACCGAUUUCUGGACAUGGAUUCUCAGCCCCCAUGGGAUGAAGACCCAGAUACCCCAAAGUAUGUGAACUUCAGGGUGAAGGAGACAGUGUGCGAGAAGGCAAUAUAUCAGAUACCCGAGCAAUGUAACUUCAAGGAACAUGGGAUAGUGAAGAGGUGUGUGGGGACAGUCAUCCUGAACCAGGACACAGAGUCUUUUGACAUCGACUGUCAAGGGCCUGGGACACAACCCCAGCCGGUAAAUAAAGUUUCCCGGAUUGCUGAAUUCUUCCGAAGAGGUGGGCAGAAGAUUGGUGAAAAGUUUAAGAAAAUUGGCCAGAAAAUUGAGGACUAUUUUCAGAAAAAUGCACCUCAGGCAGAGAAUUAGGCCUGCCUUGACCUGUCUCUGGAUUCCAAAAAUAAUAAAUGUGGUGAAGGAAACUUC
This is a messenger RNA of Phodopus roborovskii (desert hamster), 662 nucleotides long. RefSeq names its product cathelicidin antimicrobial peptide (gene Camp). The transcript has 4 exons. The record is from RefSeq and is a predicted model, not a curated record. Bases 81 to 605 code for a protein of 174 amino acids. Gene Ontology annotation, cellular component: extracellular region. Gene Ontology annotation, molecular function: lipopolysaccharide binding. Gene Ontology annotation, biological process: innate immune response; defense response to Gram-positive bacterium; antimicrobial humoral immune response mediated by antimicrobial peptide. Lineage: Eukaryota; Metazoa; Chordata; Mammalia; Rodentia; Cricetidae.